Oryctolagus cuniculus (rabbit) is the source of this 8863-nucleotide messenger RNA. NCBI's taxonomy places the organism in Eukaryota, Metazoa, Chordata, Mammalia, Lagomorpha, Leporidae. The record is from RefSeq and is a predicted model, not a curated record.
GCGGCGGCGGCGGCCACGAUGAGCGCGGGCGACGCCGUGUGCACUGGUUGGCUUGUCAAGUCGCCCCCUGAGAGGAAGCUGCAGCGCUAUACGUACCAUAUAGAUCUUGAGGAGGACGGAUUAUAAGAAUGUUCUACUGAACAGCAUUUUCCAGGGGCUGUUGUUCUACUCAGCAGGCCUGGCGCAAGCGCUGGUUUGUCCUCCGGCGAGGCCGUAUGAGUGGCAACCCUGACGUCUUGGAGUACUACAGGAGCAAGCACUCCAGCAAGCCCAUCCGUGUGAUAGACCUCAGUGAGUGCACCGUGUGGAAACAUGCAGGUCCCAGCUUUGUUCGCAAGGAAUUUCAGAAUAAUUUUGUGUUCAUUGUCAAGACCACUUCCCGUACAUUCUAUCUUGUGGCCAAGACGGAGGAGGAAAUGCAGGUGUGGGUGCACAGCAUCAGUCAGGUCUGCAACCUUGGCCACCUGGAAGACCAUGCAGCAGAUUCCAUGGAGAGCCUCUCUCACACACCCUCCUCCCUGCAGCCAUCCCCUGCCAGCUCCCUUCCAACCGCCUCUGCUGCCAGCUCCUCCUUGCCAAGAGAUGACCCAAACACUAAUACCAUAGCCACUGAGGAAACCAGAAGUGAGUCAGAGUUUCCCUUUCUUCCUGAUUAUCUGGUUCUGUCCAACUGUGAGACUGGAAGACUGCACCAUGCCAGUCUACCUACCAGAUGUGAUAGCUGGUCAAACUCAGACCGCUCAUUGGAACAGACUUCAUUCGACGAUGUUUUUGUUGACUGCCUGCAACCACCACCCUCCAGUAACUUGGUCCACCCCUCACGCCAUGGGAAUGGAUCUCAGGAAGUGCCUUCCACGAGGCCUCAUGCUGCUCUUUUCUGGAGUAGAGAAAUAAAUGGGCCAUCCAGGGACCACUUGUCUUCUUCAUCACUAUUGGAAACUUCUCUAAAUUCCACCAUUCAGAUAGAUAGGAACCAAGGUUCUUUGCCCUGUGGGGCAAAAGAACUAGACAUUAUGUCCAACACCCCUCCUCCACGGCCCCCUAAGCCAAGCCAUCUAUCUGAGCGGCGCCAAGAAGAGCAGGUCCUGUGGAGGGGGCACAGCAGCAGCAAGAACUCAGAAUGCACUACGGCUCCAAGAAGAAUCUCUCUAUCUGGUUUGGACCAUGUGAGGUCAUGGAGAGUUGAUGUAGAAGGCCAAUCCUCAAGACACCGAGAAAAGCGGCUUAGUUUAAACUUGCCGUGCAGGUUCUCCCUGAUGUACCCCACAGCUUCAGCCAGUGCUGAAGACAGCUACGUGCCCAUGAGCCCUCAGGCCACUGUCUGUAGUCUUGGAACCCAUUGCAGCCAGGAUGACUACAUCCCAAUGAGCUCAGGAAGCAUCUCAAGCCCACUGCCUGAGCUACCUGCAGACCUGGAGCCUCCCCCCGUGAAUAGAGAUCUCAAGCCUCAGAGGAAACCACGGCCACCACCCCUUGACCUGAGAAACUUAUCCACCAUCCGAGAGCAUGCAUCUCUAACCAGGACCCAUACUGUGCCUUGCAAUCGAACCAGCUUUCUGUCUCCAGAAAGAAAUGGUAUUAACUCUGUGAGAUUCUUUGCCAAUCCUGUUUCCAGAGAAGAGGAAGAAAGCUACAUCCAAAUGGAGGAGCACCGGAUAGCCAACUCCCUUAGCAGCAGUGUUCUCACAUGGACCAAGAAAUCCAGCCUGGAUUAUUUGGCCCUGGACUUCAAUUCAGCAUCACCAGGCCCUGCACAGCAGAAAUUUCUCCUUUCAGAAGAGCAAAGAGUAGACUACGUGCAAGUAGAUGAGCAGAAGACACAAGCUCUUCAGAACACAAAGCAAGAGUGGACGGACGAGAGGCAAUCCAAAGUGUGAGAGACGUGAGCUGAGGCCAUGUGCCUAACAGAGAAGCUUGGGGUUCAGUCUGUGUUUUUUGCUGAAACCACACCAAUGGCCAACAGAGGAGUAGAGAACUAAAAGAGAAUGUGGAGUUUCCAUGGUCUUGGCUAGAUCCUUUAGGGAGUGGUCCAGUCAUACCUACCCCUCCCCUGCUUCCGUUCUGCAAGUGCCCACAAUCACAGGAGGCAGACAUGGAAGAUUCCACAGCUACAGACUGGAAUAUAGAAAACUCUAUUCAUUCAGGCAGGGUAGCAACAAUAAAAAGAAGACUUGGUAGGACAUUUUUACCAAAAUUCUGUUAAAAAAUCUCUCAAAGGGAGUAUUUAGGGCAAAGACUGGGACCAGCAUUGCAACCAACAAGAUGACAUCAUUUGACUUCAAUGCCUGAAAUUCUGACCACUCCCUAGUCUUUUGAUCAUAAUCAUAAGUUAAACUCGCAACAGGACCCCUGGAGAUUAUGUUGUCCUAAGCCCUAAAAACACAAUUGAGGAGAUCAAGCGCAGUGAUGAUAGCAGAAUGUGUACUCCACACUCCAAAGGCUCCAUCAGAGCAAUCAUUUAUAUCUCCAAAGAAAGAACUAAAGUGGCAGGAGACAUGGCUGGAAGGACACAGCCAUUAAGCAGCUACCUAUAGCCAGGUAUUCUGUUGCUGCUGGCCUUUUCCAAGUAUGCUUUCACAGACAUCAUGUCAUCUCAUCCUAUAAAGACUUUGGGAGCUAGGCAUGCCAGAGACUGUCACUCCCACUUUGAGGCAAAACAGAAACCAAAACUGAGAACUGGAAGAAGGAACACCUCGACAGGAAGCACUCACAGAGCUGAGCCACAGAGCUGCUUACAACAGCUUUGAUGCUUGAAAUGUAUGUGUGUCUAGUGAAGGCUGCUUUAUGCCAUGUUUAGCUGGAACUCUAACAUCAUCCAUCACUGCAAUUAGAAAUUCCUCCUGAUGGAUUAAUGUGAAAUCCAUUCUUGGAUCACACUACUAUGCAAUGUAUUUCCGUAUAAGCUGGCUAAUGCUGGCAGAGGAAUUUUUGCCACCUCAGAGAAGGCAUAAGUCAUCCCUGGUUGUCCUUUGAUGGACUCAACCAAGUUUUUGAAUGAUAGAGAAGGCAAAACAAAAACAAAAGACAAUGAAUUUUCUUCUUAGGUUCCCUGGCACUUUUUCUUUUCUGCUUAAGAAAUGUCUAGGUCCUGAGAGUGCACAGCACACCCCACCCUUGCUUUAUGGGUCAAGAGGCCCAAGGGACCCAGAAUGAAGGGCUCAAUUGGGCAUGAGUUUUCUUUAAUGCCCCUUCUUGAUCCUUCUUUUAUACCUGCAGCCAGAAGAUGUAUCUGAACAACUGAGAAUUAAGCAAAUACCAGUCUGUGAGAAACAGUGUAGUUGGGGUAGUUGUAGAUUCUUCCAUAGGGCUUCAGGCUUUCAGAAUGCACCAAAGGUAAGCAAAUCCAAAGUCUUGGUUUUUCAGAUCAUACAAUAAGUCAUUUCAAUUUUCAAAGCAGUGGACUCUGGGAGCAUCAUUUUCUUCCUAGGAGAAAUUAGCAAGUCAUCAACUGGGCUCACUGUCUUUAAUUAGCCUGGAUGAAGCAAGAAUGGGGCUCCCCACUCCCCAAUCCCAAGCCAGCUCCAUGUCACCACACAGAGUACAGAGUCUGAAAGGAGCUGCUUGCUCCCCCAAGUGACCAGUAUAAAGCCAGAGUGUCAAGCAAGAAGCCAGGGCUGCAGACUGCCAGUCUCCACAGAUGGUAGUUUCCCUACCUGUGGGGCACUUAUGUUUGGAUUACUGAUUAACUGGCAAAGGCUGGUGUAGAAAAAUUGUAGCCCCAAGGGAAAAGGACCACAGUGGAUUGAGGAUAGCAAAGAUGUUGUUGCUGAAAUUGUAUCAGCAGUGAAAGUAACCCUAGAAGUUAAGACAGUCAAGUCCCAUAUCAAAGUGCCUGGUUCAAUUCCCAGCUGCAGCUCCUGAUUCCAUAUUCCUGCAGACAGUAGGUGGCAGUGAUGAUGGCUUAAGUGAUUGGGUUCCUGCCACCCAUUUGAGAGACCCAGAUUGAAGUCUAAGCUCCCAGCUUCAAUGUGGCCAACCUCUGACCAUCAUGGACAUUUGAGGAAGUGAACCAGCAGAUGGUGGGCACUCACUCUAUGUCUGUCUCUGUCUCUCUCUAACUCUCUGACUCUCAAAUAAAAAUAGAAAAAAAAUUUAAAAAUGAGUUUUGAAAAAGGUAAUAUCAUCCUUCAUUUCCAGGGUAUAUGCAAUUAUGUCCUGCUUUGACAAAACUGCUGAAGACUGGCUCUGUGAAGGCAUGAUAAUUCAGGGAAGCAAAGUACAGGUAGUUUUUGAGCUGACAGCAGCAUAUGCUCCUGACAAAGGCAUUGUUAGUCAGAACUAUGCCAGCCAGAUCUUGCCUUGUGGUGGAGAUAAUUGAUGUGUACAUAAGAGAGUAUUUUUUGUUUGUUUGUUUCUGACCAAGGACCUGGAGUUUUCUAGAGAAAUGAUUCUAGAGACGAUUCUGACUCCAGCGCACAUUGAACAGUGGACACCUUCCCAUCAGAUUUGGGAAUCAGUGGAACAGGGCAAUGCAGCAAUUAAUCCCAUAUUGUUUUCUGUAGUUCCUUUUUGUUGUUUCCUUCUGUCUCAUUUUAUUAGGAAAUCCCUCCAGAUAAAGGCUUGUCCAGUGCAGGGGAUGGAAGGGUCUCAAGCCUGCAAUCUGGGAAGGCCACAAUCCCAAGAAUGCUGGCAGUUAAGCUUUUUUUGGGGGGAGGUAGGAGUCCUGAGGCUCCGCACAGAGUCUGGCAAAAACGCACAAAGUGACUCAGUGGAUGUCACUGUCCAGGCCACCUUACCACCAUCUCUUCCAUCCUCCUCCCCUACCAUCUCUGUACCCACCAUUUAAUUGAUUUUUUGAAUUCCUUUUGUUUUUACUGUUUCAUUUGUGACAUGAAUAAAAGUCUUAUACGGAGAUAUCAUGACUUAAGUGCUGUCAUUUGUUUUAAGUGAUGACAUCUGAUGUAAACAAAGAACACAUUUGAAAAACUGAAUAUUUGAAAACAGACUUCAAUAGCAUUUUCAGAUACAAAAAUUUAACCUUACUCAUGUGCAAUAGCCUACACGUGUUAUCUCCCUGCUCAAACUGUAGGUUGACAUCUUCCUUUUUAUUCACCAGAAGCUAAUGUAAAUAAUCGGCAGUAAAGUCACCUUCUCUCCCUGACAUCAUGUGUAACAUGACUUUUAUCAUUGCUUACAUGAAAAAGGAACAGCCCCUGAUCUGCCUUUUCCCAGCAGGGGUCUCCCUGGUCACCAUCUCUCUUUUCUCAGCUGCUCUGGGUGCUGGGUCAGUGUCAUCUGUGGGCCACAAAGUGAUGCCAGGCUACCAAAGUAGGCAUGAAUGGGGGCAGGGGAAGGGGGACAGACUUAAGUUAGGGGGAAUAGAGGCCCAGGGGAUCCCAGGCCUGAAAGGUGUAAAAUUCUUUGCCCCUGGUGAAGUAUGAAACUGACAGUGAACACUUUUUCCUCAGACACACACACACACACACACACACACACAAACAUUCCAGACCAAGCCCCCAACCCAAAGAAUAGCACGUUGGCCAGCAGGGCUGACCUGAGAAGCAGGGACAUUGAAGUCUAAGCUACAGGGUCUUUGAGCCCCUGACCCAUUAUGCUCUGGCCCCUUACUUACCCCCUCUAAGCUUCCUCCUUCUCCUUUAUUUCCCUUGAUUUUAAAUUGUGUUAGUUACUUUUUCUUUUUCAGUAUGUUAUUUGUUUUAUAAAUUUGGUUUUUAUUUUCUGUGAGAGAGUAUGAUAUUAGUGCCAGCUGCACAAGUGGGCUCACAGGGAUAGAAAGCAGAGCUCAGAUACACACCCGAGCACUUAAUUUAUGACAGAGGAAACACUGGGACAGGGUGGACAGCCUUUUUAGUAAAGAUGCUGUGUCACUGGAUGAGUAACCUAGAUCCCACUCUGCUUCCACUCUUAAACAUCAGUUCCAGGUAGAUCUCAGUGGAAGAGACAGGACAACCUGCUCCAUCUGUUCCCUUUGUUGGACCAGGUCCAUUGUGCUGUUUUGGGCUUGCUUUCACAGCCAAAACUUCAAGUUUAAUCAGUCUUAACCAUCGUUUGCCCUCAUUUAAAAGAACACAACCUAACUGCUUUAUGUCUCUCAUAAAAAUUCAAAUAAUUGGCCGGCGCCGCGGCUCACUAGGCUAAUCUUCCGCCUGCGGUGCCGGCACCUGGGUUCUAGUCCCGGUUGGGGCGCUGGAUUCUGUCCGCGUUGCUCAUCUUCCAGGCCAGCUCUCUGCUGUGGCCUGGGAAGGCAGUGGAGGAUGGCCCAAGUGCUUGGGCCCUGUACCCCAUGGGAGACCAGGAGGAAGCACCUGGCUCCUGGCUUCGGAUCGGCACAGCACCGGCUGUAGCUGCCAUUUGGGGGCUGAACCAACGGAUAGGAAGACCUUUUGCUCUGUCUCUCUCUGUCUGUCUAAAUCUCUGCCUGUCCAAAAAAAAGAAAAACAUUAAAAACCUUUAAAAAAUUCAAAUAAUUUUCAUUUUUUGUUCUUCAAUUUACAUUUUUAAUUCAUUUUCAUUCUCUAUGUUGAUAGAAGUCAGUAUGGUGCUUACUUCUACUGGGGAGGUUAUUAUUGACCAAAACUUCCUGGAAUGAUGGAAAUGUUCUGUAUCUCAGUCUGGGAAGUGGUUGCAUGGAUACAUAUAAAAUUUAUUAAUCCAUGCAGGUAAUAUUUGUACAUUUAUUGAAUGUAAAGUAUACUUUAACAACCAGUUGAUAUUCCCAGGGCAUUAGGAAGCUAAUGUAAGAAAUGCAACUCUAAAAAGUAUGAAAAAGUACAGAAAACUUUUAUUAUUUUUUAAGAAUCCAAUCUGGGCUUUUUUUUUUUUAAAGAUUUUGCUUAUUUUUUUUUAGAGAGGUAGAGUUACAGACAGAAGGAGAGACAGAGAGAAAGGUCUUCCAUCUGCUGGUCUACUCCCCAAAUGGCCAAAACAGCCACAGCUGGGUGAAUGCAAAGCCAGGACACAGGACCCUCCCUCUGGGUCUCCCAUGUGGGUGCAGGGGCCCAAGUACCUAGGCCAUCUUCUACUGCUUUCUCAGACCAUAGCAGAGAGCUGGAUUGGAAGAGGAGCAGCCAGGACAAGAACCAGUGCUCAGAUGGGAUGCCGGCACUGAGGUGGAGGCUUAGCCUACUCUCCAUGGCGUUGGCCUUGAAGCUUUUUUUUUUUUUUUGGAUAAAGAUUUAUUUAUUUAUUUGAAAGGCAAAGUUACAGAGAGGCAGAGGCAGAGAGAGAGAGAGAGACAGAGAGAGAGAGAGAGAGCAUCUUCCAUCCACUGGUUCAAUCCCCUAAUGGCAACAACAGCCAGAGAUGGGCCAAUCUGAACCCAAGAGUCAGGAACUUCUUCCAGGUCUCCCACCUGGGUGCAGGGGCCCAAGGACAGGGGCCAUCUUCCACUGCUUUCCCAGGCCAUAGCAGAGAGCUAGAUCAGAAGAGGAGCAGCCAGGACUCAAAUUGGCAUCCAUAUGGGAUGCCAGCACAGCAGGCGGUAGCUUUACCCGCUAAGCCACAGCACCAGCCCCAUGGCCCUGUAGCUUUUAUUUCUUGAGUAUGGAAGUCGUUCAGCAGAGGGACACACCAGACAGAAGCAAGCAAUAUUUACUUUGAUUCAAUACCUGCUGCACAAUAGGUACUCUUGUGGGCGCUGUGGACACAUGCAUGAGUCAAAGAUGUCUUUUUUUAAGGAGCUCACAUUAUGGCAGGAUGUGGUGAAACUGUUUAGUGCUCCACCCAAAUCCUCUGGGACCCAUUUUUCUAUUUGGUGUGCUCCUGUGCAGCCUCAAUGUACUGUUGCUCCAAACGGUUCACUCCCCUGGGAUUUUUUUUCUCAGAAGACAGACCCUCAGGUUGCUAGAGCUGCUUUACCUGCUAGAACAGAGAGCUGGAAGUGCCUUUGAGUUGACCUUCUGAGGAAUGCAGCAGUCAAUAAAGCCCAGCCCCAGGGGCCCCUUCUUGUCUCUGAACCAUUUAUGUUGUUCACCACAGAUCUCACUUCAUGUAACAAAAAAGAAAAGGGCAUCCAGAUCCUGCAGGAUUUGUUUCUUUUCAUUCCUCAGCACCUGACUGCAAGUCCCUAGACUCCAUUGUCAUUUAACAUGCUUAAGUUCCUCUCCCCUGCUCCGCCCUAGCCCCAGCUCCGGUCCCCUCCUGCUACAGCAGUGUCCCUGGCUUGCAGAGACACACACCUCCGGGCCAGACCCGCCCCCUCCCCUGCCUGAGCCCAGCGUACCUUUCCCGUCGAUUUCACCCCUUUCCAGACACAGAAGUAGACCAGCACCCAGCAGGCCAGCAGACACAGGGUCACCUCCCAAUUGAGGGCCCCCGGCACCUCCAGCCCCCCUGAGAGCCACAACACUUUGUUCCUAGGAGAGGGAGAGCACAGGUGGGCUGACUGGGGUCUGCCCCGAGGGGUCAUGGCUCUUUCCCCCUGAAGCCUGUCGAGAUGGUAUGCAAGGAUCCUGGGAGACCCUGGCGGGUGGGAGGUGGUGUCGUUGCUGAUUGCUUGAGUUAUAACUUGUUACAGGGGUCCCCAAUGGCCCGGGAGACCAAGAGAAGGGCUGGAAGCAGUUUGAGUUGGGGGUGCAGUGAGCAAGUGGGGGCUGUAACUGGGGAGUUAGGGCAGGGUGGGACCUGAGCUGCCAGAGUAAUGGUGUGGGGUGACCAGCUUGAGCGGAGACAGAGGCAAGGGCAAUACUAUCCAGAGUGGCCUAAAAGUAUGAGGUGGCGAGGUUGCAGACAGCAGGGGCAAGCCUCACAGGAAGGAGAUCUGCGGCACAGGAAAAACAGGUAGUGUGGAUGGUGUCUGAACUGUAUGUCUUAGUUACUAUUCUAGUGUCUUAGUUUCUUUUUACCUACAACACCUCUCCAUUGUUCCUGGGGUUGCAAGAAAGAUUUGGAGAUUUGGAUUUUU